Messenger RNA from Plasmodium vinckei vinckei, 1485 nucleotides. RefSeq names its product conserved Plasmodium protein, unknown function. The record is from RefSeq and is a predicted model, not a curated record. Lineage: Eukaryota; Apicomplexa; Aconoidasida; Haemosporida; Plasmodiidae. Bases 1 to 1485 code for a protein of 494 amino acids. The transcript has a single exon.
AUGACGUCCAACUAUAUAAUUCAUAUGGGGAGUAACACCAUAAAUAAACGAAUAAAGAUUAAAGAACUUUUAAGCAAGUAUGAAAUUAAAAUAUUAGAAAAAAAUGCGAAUGCGUUUUUCUAUAUACUUAUAAAUUUAAUAUUUAACUUGCCAGUUGAAAGAUUUCGAUUAGCUAUUAACAGAAAAUAUAUAUUCUUAAAAAAAAGGAAAAGAAAUUAUCUAGUAUUUGAUAUAACAAAAAAAUUGUUAUUAAUGAACAACAUUGAUACAAAUGAAAGGUUUAUAAAUUUUAUUGAAAAUAAAAAACGCCAUUUCAACACAAAAUCAUGGAUAAAUGAUCCAUCAUCAUGUCAAGCUAAUACUACCUCAGACCCCCUCAAUAUGUAUAAUGAUAAUUUUUCAAAACAUACAAUUGUUUAUGAUAAUAUUUUUAAAAAUAAUUUACCCAUCAAAUAUAAUAACCAAAAAGACAUUUCUUAUUAUGAUAUUUUUUAUAAUAUCUUAAGAAAUGGUCAAAAAGAAUCUUUUGAAAAUAAUAAACUAUUUUGUGAAAACAAUUUGAAAAAAAACAACACCAUAUGUAAUUGUUUAAGUAAUCCAAAUUAUCUCAAAACCGAUUUAGAUAUUAAUGAAAAUAAUUCAACUGUAGCUAAUUCAUCUUUAUUAUCUUCUAAUGGUGAACCCCCUAAUGCUACUAUUAUGAAUAACACUAAAAAUAAAUAUUCCAGUUUUUUCAAGAGCCAAAGUUUAUUUCCAUUAAACACAAUAAAUCUGAAAUAUAUACAAAAUAAAAUAAACGAAUUAAAAUUAAACAACUAUGAAGAAAACAAUAUAAAUGAUAUGUGCUUAUCAUGUAAAAGGGAAGUAAUCGAUCUUAAUAACAAUGAACAUAAUAAUUUUGGUACAAAAAAAUGUAUUAUAAAAAUAAAAGAAAAUAAAUCCACUAUUAAUAUUUUUGAUGAAUUUCUUGAUAUUCAUGUAUUAUUUCGAUUAAAGGGGGGAAAAGGAGGAUUUGGAGCUAAUUUAAGAAAUAAAAAAAGAAAAAAAAAGAAAAAAAAAAGUAAUGACAUUUUAAGUAAUGCUUCAAGAAAUAUAAAAGGACAUAGAGUUCUAUUAGAUAAUAUAGUUCAAACAACUGAAAAAUUAUUAACAAAAAAACAAAACGAACAAACCAUAGCUGACAAAUUAAAUAAUGCAACCUCCUUAUUAACUAAUAUUACCGUUUCUGGUGAUAACUCCGAUGAACAAUUAUCUAAAUAUAUUCCUCAAAAUGAAACAGAAACUGAAACAAACCAUAAUACAGAUUUCUUAAACAAUCAAAAAAAUGCCGUUCAUGAAAUUGUAGAAAGUGGAAUUCAUUAUGAAACAGAACAAAAAAAAAAAUCAGAAAAAAUAAAAACAAAAAAAAAUAUUGAAAAAAACGAGCAAAAUAAUAAUAAAAACAACAUCUUAAAAUCUUUGGAUGAUAUGUACACAUUUUUGUGA